AUGGAGCAGAAGCAGCUUGCUUCCAAGUCAGAGAGCAACCAUGGAGGAUCGGCAGUCCAGACAACGGCAGCGCCGCAGCUUCGAUCAGAGUCGCAGAGCCAGGAUCUCGUGAAGAGGUUCGCAGUCGAUGGGCUUGCCGCUUUGACGGCUGCGAUUGCAGUCUCGCCAGUGAUGGUGGUAAUCGAUAGAGCAGUCACAGAAGCAGCAGCAGGCCAAAGAUCGUUUCUUGGAUCCGCAAACGCCUGCCUCGCAGAUGCUGCGAAGCGGCCACAGACAUGGUUUGCAUCGAAACCUUUCGCUGCGAUGAUGCUCCUGUAUCUGGGCACAUACACCACCGCAAAUGCGAUCGAUACUGUUUCUGCGCACGCUGAAGGCCUUCCCGCGAGCACGACCACGAGUACCAGCACGAAGGUGGCUGCGGUGACGACGACGAACGUUGGCCUCGCUCUGUACAAGGAUGCCACCUUUGCGAGAACAUUCGGGACGACACGCUUGACCCGCGGCCUUCCAGCAGUAUCGUGUGCGCCUUUUAUCCUCCGCGAUGGCAUAACGCUUUUCGCCACCUUCAACUUGCCAGCGAUAGUUGCGCCGAUGCUUCCAGAACGUUUCGAAGGCGUGAUCAGUCGAAUGAGCGUUGCACAACUGGCGAUGCCUAUGGCCAGCCAGUACUUCUGCACGCCAUUACAUUUGCUGGGCCUUGAUCUGUAUUAUCGGCUCGGGAAGCUGGGUGUCGGAGAAAGAAUGAAGGCGAUACGUCCAACGUGGUUGACAGCUUCGAAUGCAAGAGCGCUGCGAGUGUUGCCGGCAUAUGGUCUUGGGGGUGUGCUGAACAAUGAUGUACGGAAGUGGUUGAUGGAAAGGGUAGAGUGA
This is a messenger RNA of Fulvia fulva, 870 nucleotides long. RefSeq lists its product as uncharacterized. The coding region runs from base 1 to 870 and encodes 289 amino acids. NCBI's taxonomy places the organism in Eukaryota, Fungi, Ascomycota, Dothideomycetes, Mycosphaerellales, Mycosphaerellaceae. Gene Ontology annotation, cellular component: mitochondrion. The record is from RefSeq and is a predicted model, not a curated record. The transcript is spliced from 2 exons.